GACCGUGCGCAAAGACACAUUGUCUUUGUCCCUGGUGAAUCUUAUUUUGGGUACAUCGCUGACGCUUUCUUGAGGGCUGAACUUUGCCCACACCCUCCUCAUACACUUCCAGCGCUCGUUGACGCCGUGUCCUCAUGGUUGUCUCCCAGCUCCCCGCGGAGGCGUGCCCACGCCGCUCAAAUACAGCGCCGCAGACGCGCGUCUGACUCAUUGGGUUUGUCAGAGCGUACAGUGAGGUAAGCAGAGCCGCGCUGCCCACGCCGAGGAGAACAUGCGAUUGUCUCGAACCAUAUCCACUCCCGACAUAGAGACACAGCGCGUUCGUCUCAGUGUAUAGUGAAGCGCCUUUGCCGAUUUAGGAGAGAAAAGUUUUAGGAGGUGACAAAAGCUACGACGGUUUGGACGUCUACUUUCCAUCCAGCUGUUUGUGGAGGACGCAUGAUUUACCUGUGCCGGACCAAAAGCGAAGAUUGCAUGAAAGAUCUCAAGGCUAUACUGAGUUGCACCACACUGGGAGGCUUACUGGAUAAGCAGGAGAAGUAUCCCUGUGACUCCAAAAAAGUGUCUCCGCUUCUAUCUUCUCCCACGAUGGCCCUGGCCUCCUUCCAUCUGAUGCAAACUCUAAAGAACUCUCCGGCGGCUCUGCGUCGGCGAUUCCGUCGCGACCGAACAGAGAGCCUGUCUCACGGCGAUCCCCUCUUCAAGGUGCACUACCUUGGCACCAAGAAGAUCUUCUCCCUGGACUUGGAGCAGGCGGAGGAUGCCAUCGAUCGACUCCUGGAUGGAGCCCCUGGGAAGCUUUCUAAAGAUCACGCCCUAGUAGUGCGACCCCGAUACGUCGAAGUUAAAGAACUGAGCACCGGAAGGCAGCUCACCAAGACCUACUUGCAGGAUAUUGCGUACUGCGCCUCGCACACGGCCAGGCCCAAUGUGUUUCUGUACAUCUGCAGGCAGCCCGGUCAGCAGCUGCAAUGCAGAGUGUUCUGGUGCAGUCGGGCAGAAAGGGCGAAGGACAUGACAGCCUGCUUGGCGAUGUCGUUUCAGAGAGCGCUAAAUGACUGGCAGGGUGGAUGCGCCACGUUGCCGCAAGGGGAAGGGAUCACUAAAGAGCCAGAGAUUUCUGGUACGCCCACUGCAUCCAAAGGCUCAACAUUGCCAGCUAGUUUGGGAAAAGUCCGUUGGAAGAAGAGGGAGUCAGUGUCCCGCAGUCCUCUCCGUGCCAUUUCCAGAAGAGGUUCUGCCAGUGACAACUGGCAUUGAUGGACCCCGUCCCACCCUGAAGCUUGACCACAUUAAUUUUUUUGAUGCUUGGGAUUUUCCAGCAUGGAAUGUGAGGAAAAGGACAACCACACCUACAACUGGUGGAACGUUUGAUCUUUGAUAGAGUUUGCAACUCAAGUUCAGAGUCUGUAUUCUAAACAGCCACUGCAUUUGAGUUUACGGAUUUACCAAAGUGAUAAAAUGUAAGUUUCCAGAGAUCACUUUUUUUGGUUUAGGAAAUUGAUGGGUUCAGUCAUGCUGGUUUAAAUUUCAUCUCAGUUUGCUUAAGGACUAUGAGACACAACUAAAACUGCUAACCUGAGCUGAACUGGUAUCUAGUUUUAAAGCCAUGUAUGUAUCACAGAGUUGAGUUUUUCUAGUCAGUCUCCUCCUGUGUGUACACUACAUGUCUGGGUAGUUUGUUAAUGAGACUGAUGAGCAGUCAGACAGGCUUUGUUUGUAUUAGAGGUGUCAGGUGAGGAUCUGUGUGGGAAGUGGGUGGAUGCUAAAUGAUGGUAAACAGUAGGACCAGCACAUAAAAGUAAACGCUUUGGAAAAGUGUUUCUAUCCCAAAUGCACAAAGGAAGCAAUGGUUUUUAUGCUGUAAAUGGCAUUUUAAAGACAAUCAGUUUUAUUCUAAACUACUGUAUGCUUUCACAUGCUCUUUUUUUUUUUUUUUUUUAUAUGGCCAAAACCUUCACGCAUUAUUACCAAUGACUGAAUUAUAAUUACACCAUCAAUGUGACCAUCAUUCAUGGUGUAUUAUGUACUGCAUAAUUAUAUACUGUCUUGACAAUCAGGGCUGGUUGUAAUUUGGCGUUUUGGUACUGAGAUUCUUGUUUCUGGUUGUCUUUCAUAGCCAUAUAAUAUCCUGCUUUGCCUGGUUCUACCUCAGUUUGCCAUUUUUAUUCAGCUUUGAACUUAAAGCGUAAGUUCUAAUUCCAAACAGAUAAUGAAGAUUAGCAGUAUUGCUGUGUGCUUUUAAAAUGAGAUUAUUCUUUCUAUGCACCUGCAUUCCAGCAGUUUUUGAGGCCAUAAUGGCUCAUGCCCCCCCCCCCCCAUUUUUGGCUUGUUUUACUACAUCGGCCCAUUUUUCUUUGAGAAGGAAAAAAGCCCAAUAAGUCACUGUCUCCAGGCAACAGCUAAUGACGUCAGAAUGCUGACUGAUUCAAAGGUAUGCUUGUAUAGAGCGUCCUUGAAAAAGCAGCAUCUUUGCACUGCAGUUAUAUGUAGUUAUAAAUUGCAAGGAAGCAUUUUUAAGUGGCCUGGUUGCACAAACCAAGUAUUUUAAAGGAGGACACGCAUGACUGGAACAAUCAACAUUUCCUAGUACAAAAGAUUGUCCAGCACCUUAAGUAGCUAUUUCCCUAACACUGUUACAUACGCUCACUAAGAAUCGCAUCAUAUAUCACAGUAGUAUACAGUCGGUGCCUCACGGUAUUAGAAAUUCUGCCUCAUGUGUUAGGCCAAUUACAUCAAAGGAUUUCUUUUUUAAUUUUAUCCUUAUGGAUUUUAUUUAAAGUCGUAUUAAACCGUAUCUUGCAUUACAACGACCUCAGAUCUGUUGUUGGAUCUGUUCUGUCUGCUUUAUGAGGUGUUUAAUGUUCUAUGAAUGUUCUUGUACCUUCUUUUAAACCUAUUUUUGUGUAGAUAUUUAAAUAUUAAAUGUAUUUUAUGGAAUAUUAAACUUUCUAUACGUGAAA
Sinocyclocheilus anshuiensis is the source of this 2963-nucleotide messenger RNA. RefSeq lists its product as uncharacterized. The transcript has 3 exons. Gene Ontology annotation, cellular component: early endosome. The record is from RefSeq and is a predicted model, not a curated record. NCBI's taxonomy places the organism in Eukaryota, Metazoa, Chordata, Actinopteri, Cypriniformes, Cyprinidae. Bases 439 to 1260 code for a protein of 273 amino acids.